AUGGGGUUCCGUAUAAUCGUCGCCGGCGGUGGUCUAGUUGGUCUAACCACAGCUCACAUUCUCUCCAAGGCCGGUAUUGACUAUGUGAUCCUAGAGCAGCACGACAACGUCACGCCUUACUUGGGUUCGCUGCUAUCAAUAAUGCCUUCUACACUGCGAGUGAUAGACCAGCUUGGGUUAUUAGACACUUUCAAAGAGUACUGCGACGUUGUACAUCGGCUACAUUUCUUUACGGCAGAUACAGUUAAAACAAUUCGAGAUGAGACUGCGUUUUUUGAGUUAGUGCAGGCUGAUUGCGGCCAUCCUGUAGUGAUGGGACAUCGUGCCGAUAUUGCGAAAGCUCUUUACGAUUCCCUGCCCGAAGACGCGAGAAGUCGUAUACUAUUACAAAAACGUGUCACGGAUAUCAAGGUGCUUCCUGACGGUGUCGAAGUCACAUGUCAGGAUGGCCAUGUGGAAAGAGGAUCUAUAGUGCUGGGCACCGACGGAGUCAGGAGCAGAGUCAGACAGAUUAUGACAAUGCUUGAUAAAGGUGAAACAACAACCGAAAAGGAGAAGAACCCGUACAUCGCUUCACACAGAAACUUUUUCGGGGAUGUACCCAAACUCCCGGGCGUCGAAGCGGGCUUGAAUUACGAAGGACUCAGCGAUAAAGUUUCCACACAACUUCUAGUGGGAAGUAAAAGGAUGUGGUUCAAUGUAUAUGAACAGCUCGAUACACCAAGCUCUGACCACGUUCGAUAUACCGAAAAGGAUCAACAGGAAUUAUUGGACAAAUGGGGCCAUUUGUUCGUGGCUCCGGGCUACCGACUUCGUGACAUUUACGAGCACAGGAUGAAGGACACCGGGUUGAUCAAUUUGGAAGAAGGAUUGGUGGAUAAAUGGUACUCGGAUCGCAUUGUGUUAGCUGGCGAUGCUAUCCGCAAAGUCACCCCUAAUGCCGGCUGGGGUUACAAUAGCGGGUUCAUUGACGUGGUUGUCCUCGUGAAUCAUCUGCGCCAACUCCUCAAAUCUGACCCUUCGCCGACGACCGAAGCUCUGAACAAAAUCUUUAAGCAGUACCACGCGGACAGAGCCGAUUUUACACAGAAGACAUACAAGGUAUCUGCGAGGCGUAUUCGUGCUGUCGUUUGGCCGGGAUGGUUACAAAGGAUGAUUGCGCUCUGGAUUAUGCCGUAUGUCAGUCUUGGACAGGUCGAUUGGGUAUUGCAAUCAAGGGCUCUGCACCGUGAUACGCCUGUACUCGACUGGGUGGAGGAGAAAAAUUUACCUACUCAUCGCAUCAAGUAUAAGCAAUAUCCUCAAGCGGACAAGUAG
Molecule: messenger RNA, 1317 nt
Organism: Talaromyces amestolkiae
Lineage: Eukaryota; Fungi; Ascomycota; Eurotiomycetes; Eurotiales; Trichocomaceae
Exons: 2
Coding region: 1-1317 (438 amino acids)
Molecular function (GO): FAD binding
Source: RefSeq, a predicted model, not a curated record